AUGAGGGGCCAAAAAGGGGAACGAGCGAACGUCGGAUUUGAGUUAGGGACGGGGGUGGACAAAGGAGUCGAAAGAGCAAUUGGGAAGGGAUCCGGCGCGUGUUUUCACUCGGGCAUGAGAUUGCAGCGAUACGGGGACGAAUUGAGGCUUAUGUGCAAGCCAGGAGGCCCUGCAGAGGGUCGUAAGGUAAUCCGAGGCAGUAAACAAAACAGCCGACCGACUGCAGGAGAGGUCAGGAAGUUGCGACACAAGCCAUCCAGGAGAGGCUCGGGAAGUGGAUUCACAGGCAGCAGCAAGAGCAAGAGCCAGAAGAAGAAGAAGAGAAGGAGGGGAAAAGAGAUUGACGAAGCCAAGGGUAAAAGCGAGGGAAAGGGUGUGGAUGGCCAGCCCGCAGACACGCAGCGACGGGCGAAAAGACUAGUUUGGAGGCCAACCAGUUCGUGA
Aspergillus niger is the source of this 444-nucleotide messenger RNA. RefSeq lists its product as hypothetical. The transcript has 2 exons. The record is from RefSeq and is a predicted model, not a curated record. Bases 1 to 444 code for a protein of 147 amino acids. NCBI's taxonomy places the organism in Eukaryota, Fungi, Ascomycota, Eurotiomycetes, Eurotiales, Aspergillaceae.